AUGCUGCUCACGCCUCGCGCCUACUCCCUCGCCCAAAUUCCCGACGAGGGCCGCAAACGUCCUGAACCCUCCUUUUUCCUCUAUACACAGUCGCGGAAGGAACUGCAAGCCGAGGAACAGCGUGCGCGGAGCAUGUUGUUGCUCCACCAGACGGGGAGUGUGAAAGUGGGCGAGGUCGUGAGAUACACAGUCACAUACACGCCGUCCGAAGAUCGAAUACUACCGUCUCCCUCAUUUCUCCAUAUCCGCAUACGAAACACCUCCGCGAUACCUCUGCGCGCCGCAUACCUCCAUGGACCCUAUACGAUCCAUGUCUCCGCAUAUCCCUCUACCUUCAACCCAAAUAAGAAAGACGAUGCGUCCAAAGUCUACGGCUUCCCUGAGUUUGAACCAAAUGUCAAGGCUGGUGGAUACUGGAACACCAGACUGACUGUGCCAGAGCACAUUAGAGGCGAAGUGGGCAGGAAUGAGGAUGGCUCACCAAAGAGUGCGACCUGGAUCAUUGAGAUUGCCUCCCAGAUCAUCUUCUCUAACUCGGCCUCUGUCAACUACGAGCUGCUGCUGGCUCGUGACGAAAGAUCACUAGAUCUGGGCUUCACAGCUGUUACUGGAAACAGUCAUGGAGUGCCAGGCAAGGUCCAAGACCAUCAGCAAGGGACUAGAAAACACACCUCUCACCAUCCCGCCCAACCUAAAGGAAUCUAUUCCAAGGCUGUCAAAUUGGUCGUAGAUGACACCACGAGUCUGUGGAACAAGCCUGAACUGCCGGAGUACAAACACGAGGAAGAUCACACCGAUAAGCGAAAGUCGAAAGACAUCCAUCACGAACAGGUUGGCCACGAUCGAAAGCAGAAGAAUGUCCACCUUGUACUCGUGACUCAUGGUCUGCACAGCAAUCUCGGGGCAGACAUGCUUUAUCUCAAGGAGAGUAUUGAUGCUACAGCUCGGCAAGCGCGCGAAGGCCGACGAAGACGGCGGCGGGAAGCGCGAGGACAAAAUAUCAGCAAGGAAAAGGGAAAGGAUAUUUCCACAGCACCUUUGUCGGGCGGUCAAGAGGACAUAGCUGAUGAAAGCGAGGACGACGACGAAGAGGAGGUUAUAGUUCGAGGGUUCGACGGCAAUGUGAUACGUACAGAGCGCGGCAUUCAGUAUCUGGGAAAGCGCUUAGCGAAGCAUGUGCUUCGGUUAACGUACCCCGAUCAACCAUUUCUACCCUUCAAGAAGUCAGUAGGACAGAAGCUUUCCGCAACUUUCUCCCCGGCCAAGGACAAGCCUGAUGAAGGUAUCCCGGCACAUGAAGGGAGCGCAGUACAUCGACCAGCGCCAUCUACACCUCAGCCGAAACGAGCCUACAAAUUCACAAGCAUAAGCUUCAUUGGUCACUCUCUUGGAGGCCUUGUUCAGACAUACGCCAUCGCCUAUAUCUACAAGCACUCGCCGCAGUUCUUCGAGAAUAUCAAGCCCAUCAACUUUAUUGCUAUGGCAUCUCCCAUGUUGGGUCUGAGUAAUGAAAAUCCCAUGUACAUCAAGUUCGCCCUAGAUUUUGGUCUUGUGGGUAGGACCGGACAAGAUCUUGGUCUAACCUGGAGAGCUCCGACGUUGGUAAAGAGCGGCUGGACUGCUAUGGUGAGCGGAUUCGGCGCUCAAUCUCAGAAUCAACAGAACCACCAGGACCCUGGGGCGAAGCCUCUUCUUCGCAUUCUCCCCACUGGACCAGCCCAUGUAGUGCUGCGCAUGUUCCGAAACCGGACUCUAUACUCAAAUGUUGUCAACGAUGGAAUUGUGCCACUGCGCACAAGCUGUCUCUUGUUCUUGGACUGGCGAGGUAUCGGCAGAGUUGAGAAAGCGCGAAGAGAAAAUGGUCUGAUCGGGUCGGUGGCUGUUUGGGGCUUUGGACAAUUGACGGGGCAGAGCUCGUCACCAAACCCAUCGAGAGUCGGAUUCUCCGACGACGAGGGCGAAGGCACCGAAUCCCCGUCCUACAAUGGAGACGAUAUGACCGUGCCACUACCAGGUGCUGAUGUCACCAACCAAGAUGAUGAAGCGCAAGCUGCAGCAGAGCCCACCGCUCACCAAUUCCUGGACGGGCAGAAGAAGGACCCCGACGGGAGUGCAAUGAGCGAUCAGUACUUCCAGCCACAGAAUACAUUGAUGCAGUGGUGGAGCUAUAUUCGUCCUACGGGAAAGCAUACAGCGAGGGAUAAGAAGAUGUUCAAGCGCAGCCAAACAAUUUUCAAGGACGAUGAAGAACAGGACGCUGCAGCAGAAGCAGAAGCGGAAGCAGAAGCAUCUGCCUCCCAAAGUACUCAACAAAGGAAGAGGCCGCAAGCGACCCGUGGCGACUCUGUAGUGAACAAUAAAAAGAGCAUGCUGGCGCCACCAAAAACGACGAUCUUUGAGUCCGCAGGCGACCUGAUCAACCCUCCCGUGCCUCCCCAAUCUUGGAUAAACGAUCCUUCGACCCGGGCACGUACAAUCUUUCACGAUCGUAUAUAUCAUCCUGAGGAUAUUCCACCCCCACCUAGGAAGAAGGCGUCAGGACGCUCCUUCUCUGUUGAAAGCACCACUUCUCAAUCUGAUGCUGGUAGCGUUGACGAGGGUGUGAUGCGUGUCGAGGAGAAGAUUGCACGCGCUUACCACAAGGACCUCUCAUGGCGCAAGGUCUUGGUCCGGCUUGAGCCUGAUGCGCACAAUAACAUGAUCGUCCGCCGGAUGUUUGCUAACGCUUAUGGUUGGCCUGUCAUCAAGCAUCUCUGUGACACGCACUUCGCCGACACGUACUCUGCACAAACACGCGACGAGGACGAGCCCGCCAUAGACCGCGCUGCCGGCGUACAAGUGCCCGUCAGAGAAGAUGGCGAGCAUGUCAAAGGGCAGGAAGACUCAAGCCCGCCGAUUGAGCGCACGCAAAGCGAAAUGAGGGAGGUAGCUGACGAACUAGCACCGCUCAAGAAACCAAGUCUCAAGAUCCCCCAACGAGCUAAUACAAGUGACUCUUCCCGCAGCAUAGGUCCCGCAGAUUGGGAUAGAUACUUUGAUGGCACGAGUGAUGAAGAGGAUGAAGUGGAUGAUCGCAACGCUUUUCAGAAGUUUUUGCAACUCAAUAAUCCAAGGAGCCCCCUGAGUCCCACUUCGCCGACAGUCCCAAUGACCCCUGGCGGGAAAGGGACGACUGAUGCCGAGAUUUCUGAGUUCCUCAACUUCCCACCACAUGCUACACCUAUGGAGGUUCAUAGAGGUCUUGGUGCAAGCCCAAGCAGCAAGACGACAAAGUCAAGCAACGAGCCGGAUUCACUGCAGUCUCUGGGCGGGACCAAUACCAUGCUUGGCGAGAGCAUGAUGACGAGUUCUCCCGAAACACGAUCCGCCAACCUCAGCGAAGUGGGACUUAGGAAAUCGUUUGACAGGAGUGCGUCGACGUCACCAAAGACUAUCAGGGCAAGGAGUGGAAGCGGUGGAGUGAGUGCACAUGUUGCCAUGCUAAGCUCGCCGAAAUUGCCGGAAGACGGGGCUCAGGCCUAG
Cucurbitaria berberidis CBS 394.84 is the source of this 3522-nucleotide messenger RNA. Its product is annotated as DUF676-domain-containing protein. Gene Ontology annotation, molecular function: monoacylglycerol lipase activity. NCBI's taxonomy places the organism in Eukaryota, Fungi, Ascomycota, Dothideomycetes, Pleosporales, Cucurbitariaceae. The transcript has 2 exons. The record is from RefSeq and is a predicted model, not a curated record. Bases 1 to 3522 code for a protein of 1173 amino acids.